AUGGGGAAUUUGCCUACCACAUCCCACAUAUGCAUCGACACCGCCGCAGCAAUGCAUAUUAUGAACAAAAGCAGCAAGCAUUCCGAUGCAUUGGCGGCAGGGGCGGGGCAUAUCGACAGGGCGCUGCGCGACCAGGGCCUAAACGCCACCUGGGGCUAUGUCGCGUCGGAAAAUAAUCCUGCGGAUGGCAUCUCAAGCGGGGCUAAGGCAUUACCGGCGGAUAUUGCAAAGGGGUGGAACUUGCGAAGGGGGGCGUGGGAGGUGGGUUAA
Trypanosoma grayi is the source of this 270-nucleotide messenger RNA. RefSeq lists its product as hypothetical. The transcript has a single exon. The coding region runs from base 1 to 270 and encodes 89 amino acids. The record is from RefSeq and is a predicted model, not a curated record. NCBI's taxonomy places the organism in Eukaryota, Euglenozoa, Kinetoplastea, Trypanosomatida, Trypanosomatidae.